AGAGAGAGAAAGAGAAAGAGAGGGAGCGUGGCACCACUUUACCGAGAAGAGUAAAUAAUAAAGAGUUGUAGCUGGGACUGUCCAACUACCUGGACACAGAGAAGCACAGCAAACAUCGGGCACCAUCUACUACAACAAUGAAUGACAUCAAACUAGCCCUGCUGGGCAGUGAGGGAGCAGGCAAAUCUGCGGUUUUGGUGAGAUUUUUGACAAAGCGAUUCAUAGGAGAAUAUGCGUCAAAUACCAACUCCUUAUACCAAAAAAGGCUUUCCAUUGAUGGAAGACAGCUGAACUUGGAAGUCUUUGAUCCGUGCUCACAGAGUGGAGAAAGCAGAUGUAUCCUAGAGGAACCACUGGACUGGGCUGAUGGCUUUGUGGUGGUGUACACCAUCAGUGACCGUACGUCCUUCCUAAAUGCCAAAAACAUCCUGGCACAGAUCAAAGAGAGUCGUCGAGAGACCUGUAAAGGGGAGGUUCCCAUCUGCCUGGUGGGUAACAAGCAGGACUUAUGCCACAGCCGCCAAGUGAGUGAAGAGGAGGGCCGCUCUCUUGCCCAGGAGAACAAAUGCAUCUUCCAGGAGGUUUCAGCGGCUGAGAACUACCUGGAGAUCUCCAACCUCUUCACAAAGCUCAUCCGCCAUGUGAUGGAACAGCUUAAGCAUAGAGGCGACCGCAGGCGGUACAGUGGCUCCAAAUCCAUGGCCAAGCUCAUAAACAAUGUCUUUGGCAAGAGGAGACAGUCUGUUUGAGUGCAGCACAUGAAAAGCCUAGAAAAGAGCAAUGAGUCAGUCUCCAUUGAAUCAGUAAUGGAGAUUUCACCCUGUUAAACCUGAUGUUCUUGGAAAUGUUUUAGGCUUCGAUACAUAGUGCAAAUUCAAACCACUAUGAGAAAUCCCACACAGCCGAGAACAUCGUAUAUAGCACGGGUUCUCAAACUUUUGGAUUGCUGACACAGUAUCCCAUGCAUUGACACAUACUUUGCACUUACCAUAUCUGCAUUUAUUUGCAAAAAUCAUUUUAGUUCAAGAGUUCCCUUUAUGGAAUGUGUUUUUCUUUAGAAAGAAAAAUAUUUGCCUUAUGUUUCUUUAUUAUUUUAUGAUUUUUCUUUUAUUUCUUUCAGGAGAGUCAGAAAACCCAAAGCAAAUUUUGUCUUAAAAUUCAUAUUUUUGUUGGCAUAUAUUCACCUCUUGAUAAUAUUUUCAAUAUCUCUAAGAAUAAUGGGGAAUGUUUGCAAAUUGGUGAAGCGUUUGCUUUUCUCUUGAAAGAGUAGCACAUAUUAUUUCACUUGCUCUCUGAAAAAUGUUUAAUGGCAUGAGACCGGGUUUGCGUCAAGGAAUGCACAAAAAAGUUGAGGUGAAUGUCAUAUAUCAAGAUGCUGUGAUGAGGUGUAAAAUGCAGAUAAAUUACCUUUCUAACAAAAACCCAUCACUGAGGAAAGAAAAUAAAACUCUCCUGCAUUCCUUCUGUAGCAUUCUUAGGGCCUCUUUCGAAUAAAAACAAUGAACUGCAGCUUUUCCCCACAUACAGUUGCAAGAAGAGGUUUGUGGACCCUUGGGAAUGACCCGUGUAAAAACACACUCUGGUUUGUUAAUCACAAAAACAAGGUAAAACAAACUAACAAAGAAUGUUCCCAGAACUUUGGUUAAUGUUCUGUCAAGUUUCUCGCAAAGUUAUGAAAAAGAGUUCUUCCAGUAAUGUUAACAGAAUGUUUGUUCAGAGUUAUCUGGUCUUUACUAAUGUUCUCAAAACAUUAGCACUAAACAUUAUACAUAAUUCAAGGAAUGUUUUAUCUCUGAAUUGUUUUAGUUGGACAAUAGUUGGCUGGGAUCGUGCUGAUCACUUCGUUAAAAGUUAACAGUAUAGAUUGGAAAGAGAACUGUAUGUGAACUGUUAAAUCACUUAAACCCUGUCAUGUUUUCGUAUCUCUAGAGUCAAGAGAACUGGUGGAUGAGUGGAUAUGUUAUUGUGGCACUGUAUUUUUACAGCUACAGUGAAGAUGUCAGCUAAACAACACAAAUCAUACGAGAAGGGCAUUGGUCCUGGAAUAUAAUACAGUGAUGUUGUUGAUAAAUACCAGUGACAUUUAUGUGUGAGCCAGUUUUCGAUCAUUGCCCCAAUGUUUAGUGGCUCAAGGCCCUUGCAAGUGCUUGAAUUUGUGUUUAUGAUAUACUGAUUCACAACGUAGGGGAAUGGGGAGCAACAGAAGCCAUGAAAGACUUCCAAAAAAAUAAACUUCAAAGAGUCUCAGAAAUAUCAAUAAAUUGAGAGUUGUCGAUGGAGAAAACAAAGGUAAAGUUUUUUGUGCAAAUCUGCUUAUAAGAUGAAUGAUGUAAUAAACAGAAUUUACUGCUGCUAAUUAAGUUACAAAAUACAAUUCUGAUUGUACUUUUCAGUUUAUUGUUUAGGUACCAGUAAUGUCAUGUUUAGUUCAGUAGUUUGAGAGAUUAGCUUAAGCAGGUUGUGUUUGUCUAUUUUUGUUUAUUGUAUGUUCCACUUUAUAUUGUAACUGUACAGAACUUUGCUUGCUAUUGUAGUUAAAGUGGAAUGUGUACCUUGAUUUUUUUAAAUGUGUUAAGAUGUUCACUAACAUAAUAACCAAUGUUUUUUUUCUAUUGCUAUUUUUCUUUUAUAAUUAAUAAAAAAAAUGUGUUUGCUUCUUA
Molecule: messenger RNA, 2660 nt
Organism: Carassius gibelio (silver crucian carp)
Lineage: Eukaryota; Metazoa; Chordata; Actinopteri; Cypriniformes; Cyprinidae
Product: ras-related and estrogen-regulated growth inhibitor-like protein
Exons: 5
Coding region: 138-749 (203 amino acids)
Molecular function (GO): GTPase activity; GTP binding
Source: RefSeq, a predicted model, not a curated record